This is a messenger RNA of Meloidogyne enterolobii, 324 nucleotides long. NCBI's taxonomy places the organism in Eukaryota, Metazoa, Nematoda, Chromadorea, Rhabditida, Meloidogynidae. The record is from the annotation of a GenBank genome assembly.
AUGAUCUUCAAGGAUGAUUUUCCUUCGACUCCUCCAAAAUGCCGUUUUGAGCCGCCACUGUUCCAUCCAAACGUCUACCCGUCUGGGACGGUCUGUCUGAGUUUGCUGGAUGAAAACAAAGACUGGAGGCCAUCAAUUUCUAUCAAACAAUUGUUGGUUGGAAUUCAAGAAUUGUUGGUCUCGCCAAACCCAGAGGAUCCAGCGCAAGCUGAAGCUUAUCAAAUUUUUGUUCAAAAUCGUCAGGAAUAUGAGCGCCGUGUUCGCAGACAGGCGCAACAAUUUGCGGAAGAAUUGGUUCAGAAACAAAUGUUGAUGGAAUCUUGA